UCCUGCGGAACAUCUUCAUCCUGUGCUGUGUGCUCGUCGUCUGCUCCUUCCUCUUCCCUGUCCUGUGGCACCUCUGGAUUUAUGCAGGCAGUGCCAACUCCAAUUUUUACUAUGCCAUCACCCUGACCUUCAACAUCGGGCAGAUCCUGCUCGUCUCUGAUUAUUUCUAUGCCUUCCUCCGCCGGGAGUUCUACCUCACCCACGGGCUGCACCUGACAAGGCAGGAUGGGACAGAGGCCAUGCUCGUUCUGAAAUAA
Messenger RNA from Merops nubicus (carmine bee-eater), 257 nucleotides. RefSeq names its product phosphatidylinositol glycan anchor biosynthesis class U protein-like. The annotation marks the transcript as partial. NCBI's taxonomy places the organism in Eukaryota, Metazoa, Chordata, Aves, Coraciiformes, Meropidae. Gene Ontology annotation, biological process: protein localization to cell surface; attachment of GPI anchor to protein. The transcript is spliced from 2 exons. The record is from RefSeq and is a predicted model, not a curated record. Gene Ontology annotation, cellular component: membrane; GPI-anchor transamidase complex.